This is a messenger RNA of Bacillus rossius redtenbacheri, 3015 nucleotides long. RefSeq names its product vacuolar protein sorting-associated protein 16 homolog (gene Vps16A). Gene Ontology annotation, biological process: vacuole fusion, non-autophagic; endosomal transport; intracellular protein transport. Gene Ontology annotation, molecular function: actin binding. The transcript has 16 exons. Bases 111 to 2612 code for a protein of 833 amino acids. NCBI's taxonomy places the organism in Eukaryota, Metazoa, Arthropoda, Insecta, Phasmatodea, Bacillidae. Gene Ontology annotation, cellular component: HOPS complex; cytoplasm; lysosomal membrane. The record is from RefSeq and is a predicted model, not a curated record.
GUAUACAUUAAGGUAUUUAAUUUUUCAGUUUUUGUUUGAGUUGUGUAUAGAUUAUGUUUUUGACAUUUUGAAAUUUUUACAGCAGUUGCUGCUGUGCGCUUUGUGUAAAAAUGUCGGCAAUGUUGACUGCUGAUUGGUGUCCAUUAGGGAAGGAUGCUUAUUUCAGGAAGUUUGAGAUCUACGCCAUGACGUGGCAGAACGAGAUAAACCUGGACAACGUGGUGGUGUCGGCGGCCUCGUACGGGGGCCCCGUGGCGGUGGUGCGGGACCGCAAGAAGUUCGUGAAGAUCCAAGGCAGCAGCAAGCCGGUGAUCUCCGUGUACACGUCGUCCGGCCGGCCGCUGUCGUCCAUAGUGUGGUCCAGCGGCCAGAUCGUGAGCCUGGGCUGGUCGUCCUCAGAGGACCUGCUGUGCGUGCAGAACGAUGGCUGUGUGCUGGUGUACGACAUGUUCGGGACGUACCGCCACACGUUCGGCAUGGGCCAGGAGGCUAAAGACACAAACAUCAUCGAGGCGAAGAUCUUCGCCAGUGUGAACGGCACAGGGGUUGUCGUGCUGACCUCAUCGUACAGGUUCUUCCUUGUCAAUAACGUCAACGACCCCAAGGUGCGGCAGUUGGCCGAGGUCGCAGGUCUGAUGGUGCCGCCCAGCAGUUGGACGGUCAUAUCGGAGGACAGGCACACACAUGUCCUCAUGGCCCGGGACAAGGAGCUAUACUUGCUCAAACACUCGGAGCAGCACGCCUUCCCGUUGCCGCUGGAGCUGGACCGGGCCCGUUCCGUCGUGGAGAUGGCGGUGUCGCACAACAACAAGCACGUGGCCCUCUUCACGGACCUGGGACACCUGUGGAUCGGCUCGGCUGACCUGCGCAGGAAGUACUGCGAGUUCGACACCAAGUGCCCCAACCGGCCGCGCCAGCUGGUCUGGUGCGGGACGGAGGCGGUGGUGGGCCACUGGGACCAGGCCCUGCUCGUGGUGGGCCGGCAGGGCGACCACAUCAGCUACAGCUACGACUGCCCCGUGCACCUGGUGCCGGAGAUGGACGGGGUGCGAGUCCUCUCCGCCGCCUCCCACGACGUCAUCCAGAAGGUGCCGCCGGUGGUCCAGCAGAUAUUCCGCAUCAACAGCACCGAGCCGGGCUCCUACCUGCUCGAGGCCUCCAAGCAGUUCCAGAGACGUAACCACCGUGCAGACGAGUACCUCAGGUUGGUGAAAGACCAACUGGAUGAAGCUGUGGCGCAGUGCAUCAAAGCUGCGGGCUACGAGUUUGAUCCAGAAAAUCAGAAGAUGCUCAUGAAAGCUGCCCAGUUCGGCAAGUGUUUCAUACCGGACGUGGACUCGGAGCCGUACGUGAAGAUGUGCCGGACGCUGCGGGUCUUGAACGCCGUCCGGAACCCCAACAUCGGAGUCCCCCUGACUUUGACUCAACUGCAGCACAUGUCGUUCCAAGUGCUGCUGGACAGGCUGGUCAUGAGGAGGCACUUCUACUUGGCCAUCCAGGUGGCCAAGUACCUGCGUCUGCCCGACGUGGAGGGCUCCAGCAGGAUCCUGGCCCACUGGGCCUGCUACAAGGUGAACCAGAGCCACUUGGACAUGGAGCAGGUGGCCAAGGACAUAGCAGACAAGCUCGGCCACGCCCCGGGGGUUUCCUACAGCGAGAUCGCCAAGAAGGCAGCCGACUGCGGCCGCACGCAGCUCGCCAUUAAGCUGAUAGACUACGAGCCGCGGGCCAGCCUCCAGGUCCCGCUGCUGCUGAAACUGGGCGAGGACCGGCCCGCGCUCGUCAAGGCCAUCGACAGCGGCGACACCGACCUGGUGUACGUGGUCCUGCUGCACCUGCGCGACAACAUGCCCAUGGCGGAGUUCCUGAUGAUGAUACGGAACUAUCCAAUAGCCUUGUCGCUGUACGCAAAGUACUGUCGGAAGCACAAUCGCGAGACCCUGAUGGACAUUUACGACCAAGACGACGAUCAUUCCUCGCAGGCUGCGUUUCACCUGCAGGAAUGCUAUGACCCAAAGAACAGCUCCAUGAAGGCUGCCUCGCUGGAGGCCGCGAAGCAGUGCUACAAGCGCGCGCGCAACGACUUUGCGGCGACGCUGUGCGAGGAGCAGCAAAAGCUGCUCAAGUACCAGGCGACCCUGGAGGAGAAGUUCCGGCGGGAGUUCGUGGGCCUGUCGCUGCACGACACGGUCCGCAUGCUGCUCAUGCUGCACGAGGUGAAGCUGGCCGACAAGCUGAGGACAGAGUACCGCGUCCCCGACCGCAGGUACUGGUGGCUGAGAGUGCUGACCCUGUCCGAGCUCGGUGAUUGGGUGGAACUGGACAAGUUCUCCAAGACCAAGAAGUCUCCCAUCGGCUACGAGCCGUUCGUGGAAGUGUGCUUGAAGCAUGGGAACCGCUACGAGGCACAGAAGUACCUGCCUCGAGUCAAGGAUGAUCUCAAAGUAAAAUACUAUUCGAAAGUAGGGAUGUUGGAGGAGGCAGCCCAAGUUGCCUACGACCAGAAGGACGUGCAAGGACUCAUGUUUGUCCAGAGCCGAUGUCCCUCGUCCAAUAGUGUGCUUGCAGAAAAGAUUGCCUCCUGGAUUGGUCAGUUAGCGGCAAAGAAAUGAGUAACAUGCUACUACUGUUUCUUUUGCAAGAUGUGUGUUCAUACAUUCCAAAUAAAUUGUUUUCCUCCUUUUUCAGCUUUGACUUUGCAACUGUAUGCUUUUUGUCUUGAAAGUGCCAAUGCAGUGUUUUGACAAUUUGAAAAGAUUAAUUUUUGAUGUAGGGUACAUAAUGUAAUUUUUUAUGUAAAAAAUAUGUAUAUAUAAUUUUUGUACAUAAAACAUCUGUGUGUGUACCUAUAUAUAAUUUUUGUUUCUUGGUAUAUAUACACAACAUUAAAAAAAUUUUGUAUUUUGUAUGUAAAUAAAAAUUUAUGUUAACACUACAUAAUGUGCAUAUUUGUAAAUAAAUGGAUGCUACAUUUUAAAAUUGGGGUGCAAUAAAACCACUAAAUUAAAACAUUUA